GUGGUCUAGGUGAAAUCUCAUGGGCAAUAUCACCUGGAUGACCAGCUACACUGCAAAAUCAGAUUUCACCCUGGUGGGAAUCUUCAGUCAAUCACAACACCCUGCUCUCCUUUGUGUGGUCAUUUUUGUGGUUUUCCUGAUGGCUUUGUCUGGAAAUAUCUUUCUGAUCUUUUUGAUAUAUUCUGAUGCUCACCUCCACACCCCCAUGUACUUUUUCAUCAGUCAGUUGUCUUUCAUGGACAUGAUGUACAUUUCUGUUACUGUGCCGAAGAUGCUCAUGGACCAGAUCACAGGUGUGAAUAAGAUCUCCGUCCCUGAAUGUGGGAUUCAGAUGUUCCUCUAUGUGACACUAGCAGGUUCAGAAUUUUUCCUUCUAGCCUCUAUGGCCUAUGAUCGCUACAUGGCCAUUUGCCAUCCUCUCCAUUACCCUGUCCUCAUGAACCACAAGGUGUGUCUCUUCCUGGCAUCUGGCUGCUGGUUUCUGGGCUCAGUGGAUGGCUUCUUGUUUACUCCCAUCACCAUGACCUUCCCCUUCUGCAGAUCCCGGGAGAUCCAUCAUUUCUUCUGUGAAGUUCCUGCUAUAUUAAAGCUUUCCUGCUCAGACACCUCCCUCUAUGAGAUUUUCAUGUACCUGUGUUGUGUCCUCAUGCUCCUCGUUCCUGUGACAAUCAUUUCAGGCUCUUAUUACUUUAUUCUCCUCACCAUUCACAGGAUGAACUCAGCAGAGGGUCGGAAGAAGGCAUUUGCGACUUGUUCCUCCCACAUGACUGUGGUCCUCCUCUUUUAUGGGGCUGCCAUAUACACAUAUAUGCUUCCCAACUCCUACCACACCUCUGAGAAGGACAUGAUGGUAUCUGUCUUCUACACCAUACUCACUCCUGUACUAAACCCUUUAAUCUAUAGUCUAAGGAAUAAGGAUGUUAUAGGGGCUCUGAAGAAAAUGUUGAACGUGGGAAUUGUUUUUCAAUAAAUUAUAAAGUAAGAAACUUUGUAUUAAUGUGUUUUACCUUCU
Messenger RNA from Capra hircus (goat), 1012 nucleotides. RefSeq names its product olfactory receptor 2T4. The record is from RefSeq and is a predicted model, not a curated record. Bases 20 to 970 code for a protein of 316 amino acids. Lineage: Eukaryota; Metazoa; Chordata; Mammalia; Artiodactyla; Bovidae. Gene Ontology annotation, cellular component: membrane. The transcript has a single exon. Gene Ontology annotation, molecular function: G protein-coupled receptor activity; olfactory receptor activity. Gene Ontology annotation, biological process: G protein-coupled receptor signaling pathway.